Adineta ricciae is the source of this 4533-nucleotide messenger RNA. NCBI's taxonomy places the organism in Eukaryota, Metazoa, Rotifera, Eurotatoria, Adinetida, Adinetidae. The record is from the annotation of a GenBank genome assembly.
AUGAGUGAAUUAUCAUCGAAAUUCUCUGUUAAAACUGAUAACUCAGUGGAAAUAUUUUAUUUUGAUGAUCUUGUUAAGAAAAAUAUCACAAGCCAACAGUUAUAUGAAUGGUCAGUACCAAUUGAUACAAUUGAACAGUAUGAAUAUUAUUUAGAAUCAAAUGAUUCAUCUUGGCAAAAACAACCUGUGUACAUUUGUACAUUACCAAGAUUCGGACCUAUGUGUCAGUACCAAUUAUAUUAUGAUCUUGGAGAAUAUGGAACAUUUUCUAAACUAGUUAGUUAUUAUAGAUAUGAUAAUGAUUUUAUUAGCGAUACGACUUGUUUUACUCAUUUGAAAUGUAAUCGCAGUCCUUUGCCAAUAUGUUUAGAUUGGUCAGAAAUUUGUGAUGGUGUAGUUAACUGUCUCGAUGGAAAUCUUGAUGAAGAACAUUGUUGGCAACUUGAAUUGAAUCAGUGUGAACAAAAUGAAUAUCAGUGUACCAUGGGGCAAUGUAUACCGAUUGAAUUUGUUGAUGAUCAUCUAAGGAGUCAUGACUGUCUUGACGGUUCUGAUGAAGCACACGAUCGUUUUACUGUACAUAAUGGCUUUCUUAGUAAGGCGGAGACUUAUGUCCGACUGGACGAUUUAAGAUGCGCAGCUACAUUUUUAACAAGCAGCUGUGAUUACUAUCGUACGUGGGAACUCAUUGACGCUAUGUUUUCAAUACAAGACAGUUCUAUACCGAAAAAAUGCUGGUUCGCUUUUAGAGACUAUUUAGAAAGUAAUGUCUUUGGUAAUGCAAACAGAUAUAUACCUGCUAUAACAAAAGAAUGUCCAGAUGCGCUGUAUUUUCCCAAUGUUCCAGUAUUCUUUGGCCAUGUUUUUACAGCUUAUAAAAAGAAUGAUGUGUUAAAUUCAAACCAGUUCGCCGUACCUUAUUUAUGUUCAAAUAAAUCUUUUCAUGAUGGCUCACUUAAACUAGCUUCAGAUAUAUCAUUAAACAAUCUAACGUGUUUUGUUUUCCCUCGACCUAUAAUUGAUACUAUAACCUACCUAAAUUUGAAAGGAUAUACUUAUUUGAAGACCAUGACGACUAUUUUCGAUCAAAUAAGAAACUUCAAUCCAAUAAUAAGUUAUUCUUCGAACCAAUGUCAUACAUUCAAUUUAUAUCAAUGUACCAAUUCGUCGAAAUGUAUUGGAUUUCGACGUGUUGGCAACAAUAUACGCGAUUGUCCAUAUGGUGACGAUGAAAACAUAUUGAAGGAGGAGAAUUAUCCGUCAUUUACUCGAUUUAUAGAAAAUACAUAUGAUUCCACCUACAUGGAGCGAAUAUAUCCAAUAGACGGUUAUACCGACAAAAAACAUUACUGUAGUUUCGAUGAUGACUUUUGCGAAGUUACAGGACGUGGCAGUAAUUUGACUCAAAGAAUGAUAUCGUUCCUGACACUGUGUGACGGCUUCAAGGUAUUAUAUCCAAUAACAAUCGACGGACAAAAUCAUACAGAUGAAACUGAAUGCGAACAAUGGGAGUGUGAUAAUUUAUAUACUCAUUGCGAUGAUAGAUGGAAUUGUUGGGACGGAAGGGAUGAAAUGGAUUGUAAUCGACUACCAAUUACGCUUAAUUGUUCCUCAGAAACACGAAUAUGUGUCGCAUUAGACACGCUUAAUGUGACAUGUUUACCACUUAAUAAAAUUAAUGAUGGUCAAGUUGAUUGCUUUGGUGGAACCGAUGAACGAAGGAUAUGCCGUCGUAAAAAUUUCGUGGGUUGGAUUGACGGAUUUUAUUGUGCGAACAGCAAACCACCAAUUUGUUUGUCCUCCAUUAAUUUCUGCAAUGACGUAAAGGAGUGUCCAAAUGGAGAGGAUGAACAAUUUUGUCCAGAAGGUCAAUCAAUGUCAGUCGUUGAUGAUACAUUUCAAUUGAAUUCUGUUUUACACCGCCCUAUUGUACAGAAUUUUUUUCGACUCUUCGUAAGCAAUUUUCCUUUUUAUCCAACAGGAAAUCAAUAUUUUAGAAUUCCUGGGUUCGAUAGAUCAGAGGUACGCAUGGUAGAGAAUACAUUUAAUCCAAGUUAUACUGCUCGGACUUCACUACUUGAUGAACGACGUUGUCAUCGUGGUCUUGAUUUACGUGUUUGGCUAAAUGAGUCAUUGUACGGAUAUACAAGUACGUGUCUUUGCCCACCCGGCUAUUAUGGUAAUCAAUGUCAAUAUCAAAAUGAACGUAUAAGUUUAGUAAUACAAUUCAGUGUGUCAACUGAAUCAUGGCAAAUUCCAUUGACGAUAUUGGCUUUAUUGAUUGAUGAUACAAAUCGACGAAUAAUUCAUUCUUAUGAACAAUUCACUUAUUUAUCGGCACGAGAUUGCGACGUUAAAUUUAAUUUUCAUUUAUUUUAUUCAACUCGACCAAAAGAUAUGAAUAGAAAUUAUUCAAUUCAUAUUGAUAUUUAUGAAAAGAAUUCUCUUCGUUACCGAGGAAGCUUUCUUUAUCCCCUGAAAUUUUUAUUUUUACCCGUUCAUCGGUUAGCAUUCAUUAUCAAUAUUCCAUCAGUCAGUGAUUAUUCUUGCUCAAAUCAGCAAUGUCAGCAUGGAAAAUGUAUGAAAUAUGUCAAUGAUGAAAAAACAUUUUGUCAAUGUGAUGAAGGAUGGUCCGGAGAGUAUUGUCAUGUUCAACAUAAUUGCACUUGUUCAUCAAAAAAAUCAUUAUGUAUUGGUGUGUUAGCUGAUAAUCGAUCAAUCUGUGUAUGUCAAGGGAACCGAUUUGGUCCUCGUUGUUAUCUUAAGAACCGAGUUUGCGAAAGUUUUCCAUGUCUACAUAAUGGUUUAUGUAUCCCAGGCGAUGAUUUUAUGACGACAAAUGAAACAAAAUAUAGUUGUAUAUGUGAAAAAGGUUUUAGUGGACGUCAAUGUGAAGUAGAUAGUAAUCAAAUUAAUAUUAUAUUCGAUAAUGACUUGCAUAUAUCUCAAUCAGUUUUUAUUCAUUUUAUCACGAUGCGUAUGCCAGGUGAAAUCAUCAACAACUACAACCCAAAAUUAGGUAAAACAUUAGAAAGAUCAACAACAUUACAAACGAUAUCUCAAGCAACAAAUUCAAUCAGAUUUUAUUGGUCACAACAAUUUCAUUUAAUUUUUAUUGAAACAUUGGAUAAGAUCUUUUACUUAGCUUUUCUUCAACCAAAUUAUAUUCCUUCAACAAAAAGAACUCUACAGAUUAGUUCAUCACAUCGUUGUCCAUCAAUUAAUGAAUUGACAAAUGAAACAUUUGCUCAACUUCAUGUUCUUCGUCGUAUGAAAUAUUAUCAUGUAAUUUGUCGACAACAUUCUCCUCAUUUACAAUGUUUUCAUGAUGAUUUAAAUCUUUGUUUAUGUUAUGAGUUUAAUGGGAAGCGCUUAGCAAAUUGUGCUGAUUUUGACCAUGAAAUGAAGUUCGAUUGUUCUGGGAAAAGUGCUUGUGAAAAUGGAGGUCGAUGUUUUCAAGAUUCACCAACAUGUCCAAAACAAAUUAUUUGUGCUUGUCAUUCAUGUUAUUUUGGAGCUCGUUGUCAGCAUAGCACAAGUGAAUUUGGUUUAUCAUUAGAUGCUAUCUUAGCAUAUCAUAUUAUUCCAGAUGUUGAAUUUAUUGGUCAAGCAACAGUUGUUAAAAUAAGUUUUGCAUUAACAACUCUAUUUUUUAUCUUUGGGAUAAUUAAUGGUAUACUUUCGUUAAUGACAUUUCAAAGCCAAAAUGUACGUGAAGUCGGUUGUGGAAUUUAUCUAUUUGGUUCGUCCGUAACAACAAUAUUAACAAUGCUCAUGUUUGCAUCAAAAUAUUUUAUUUAUCUUUCGACACAAAUGUCAUCUUUAUCGAAUGAAUCAUUUCUUAAAAUUCAAUGUCAUUUAUUAGAUUUCCUUCUUCGAAUUUGUUUAAAUAUGGACCAAUGGCUAAAUGCAUGUGUUGCUUUAGAAAGAUCAGUAACUGUUAUUCAAGGCGCUCAAUUUAAUAGAAAGAAAAGUAAAACAUUAGCAAAGAAAAUUACUCUUCUUCUCGUAACUUUCAAUGUUUUGACAUCAAUUCACGAUCCGAUUUAUCGUAAAUUGACAGAAGAAGAAACUGAAAAUAAUGAACAUAAAAGAAUUUGGUGUGUUGUUAGUUAUUCUUCAAAUUUACAAAUUUAUAACCGCAUUAUAAACACAUUUCAUUUUUUCAUUCCAUUUCUAAUUAACUUUAUUUCAUCGAUUAUUUUAAUAACAAAAAAAUCUCGUCAACAGUCUAAUUUACAUGAAAAUCAACCCUAUUCAGAUGAAUUGCGUAAACACCUUCGAGAGCAUCGACAUUUAUUAAUUGGGCCUAUUGUUUUAUUUCUUCUUGCAUUACCCCGUUUGAUUCUCUCUUAUGUAUCACAAUGUAUGAAUUCAGCACGAGAUUCAUCAAUAUUUCUUGGUGGAUACUUUAUUUCAUUUAUUCCACCAAUGAUUACUUUUAUUAUUUUUGUUAUUCCUUCAGAAUUCUAUAGAAAGGAAUGUCGAAAUUCAAUAGCACAAUUUCAGCAACGUAUUCGAAGAAUCAUAUAG